GUUAUUAUUGUAACACUAAGCUGGAAAUCCGGGGAACAAAAGCAACCCAAAUCAUUUGAAAUUGUUGAUCAUCAUAAAUCAGCACUGGGAGAUCAAUUUACGGCACAACUGUACCAAGAACGUUACUGGAAAAUGGAUGCUGAUCCAAUCCGACAGGCUGCCGAUGACGACAUAUUCGAGUUUGCAGCCGUCCUCAUGCAGAACAAAACCAUCGGGGACUGUCAUGAUGUCUUAGAGAGAAUUACAAAUGAAUCUGUGAACGCAAGAGACUAUCAGGGUUACACUCGUCUCGAAUGGGCCAGCGCGUUUUCCAGACAUGAUUUUCGUAACUAUCUAAUGAAAAAAGGAGCUACGUUACCAGACAAUCAAUUCCAUCGCAACGUCCUAUUCAUCAGGCUCCAGUACGUCGAUGAAAACUUGAACGAAACACCGGACACUUUGUCUCCCGAAACAAUUGAUUUUAGAGGCACUAAUGCAAUGAACGACACGGCCUUGCAUUUGGCCUUGUACGGAUCCAAAUGGGACAUGGUAAAAAUGAUUCUCGAACACAACACAAAUGAAGAUCUCAAUACGGUCAAUUCUUCGGACGAAAUGCCGCUGCACCUGGCCGCAAAAUCCAAAUGCGGAAUAAGGAUUUUUGAGCAAAUUGUACGACGAACAACGAGGGCUAACAUCGGCGCAUUCGACGCAUACGGUUAUACUGCACUCCACUGGGCGGCCAACGAAGGAUCGGCGAAGAAGAUCAAAUUGCUGUUGGAUAAAGAAGCGGAUGUUAACGCUCGCGACAAAGGCAACGGAAAUACAGCUCUCCAUUUAGCGUUAAUGAAGAAAUCAAAAACUGCCGCUGAGGAAUUGCUGGAAUGUUGCAAAGUGGACGUGAACCUGAAGGAACAACGAAGCUGGACAGCACUUCAUCAGGCUGCAGCAUGGAGCAAUGUUCCAGCUGAUUUGCUCCAGAAGAUUUUUCAGAAAUCUUCAGACGUUAACGCAAAGACAAUAUUGGGAAGAACUGCUCUGCAUUUGGCAGUGCGCAAGAGAUCACUUACUGCCACGAGAGAACUUUUGAGCUGUGGAAACGGUCAGAAUGGCCAACUUGUGGACGUCAACGUUGGCGAUGGCCACGGUAAAACAGCUCUGCAUUACGCGACCGAAUGGCAAGACAUUCCAGUCGAUCUAUUCAGAAAUAUUCUCCGAAAAUCAGCUAAUGUAAACGUCGUUGAGAAAGUAGAAGAAGCUACGGCUCUUCAUUUCGCACUGGAAAAACAAUCGAUCAUUGCAACGACGUGUCUACUGGAACAUGCGGACGUCAGCCUGGACAUCAAGAACAAAAAACAUUUCGUCCCACUUCAUUAUGCUGCCCAGUGGCGCGACAUUCCACAGCCUGUUUUCAACGCGAUCCUAGAAAGAACAAUUGAUUUAAACUCCAAAGAGAAAACAGGGGGAUUUACGGCUCUUCACUUAGCGAUCGACGCUAAAUCGGAAACUGCGAUUAUUCAACUGCUCAAACAUGAAAAUGUGGACGUCAAUAUCGAGGACAGCCAUAAGCGAACAGCGACUCAUCUGAUGGACUCGUGGCCGGAUGUGCCACCCGAUUUGCGCUUACUUUUAGACAUUCGACUUCAAAGAUUGAACGCUACUCUCGAUCCUGAACAGCCAAUUGGCCACGACUUGUCUGUUGAGACGAACGGCAAAUUACGCAACGACGACGCGAAUAACGAAGGGGAAGUCAAUUACAUCGCAAGGCACGCACCUUACGAAAGGAAAAUAUUGGCAGAGUUCAUCAAUCAAACGGAACCCCCGAUCAAAACAAUAAUUGCUGUAAAAGAAAACGAAUUACGCCAACGACGUGCUCAUUACCAGCUAAAUGAACAAAGAUUUGAAAUCCCGCCUGAUCGUGAAUAUUCGUUUGACCAAUACCUUUCCUUCAGCAGACUCAGUUUGAUUCUCCUAUUCCUUAGAAAGAUAAGAUAUCAAGUGUUAUCCUGUCGACAGACUCAACCUUCUAAUUUCCCUGGCAACAUGAUAGUCCAGCAUCCCAUUUCAAUGUCAGAUGACUCUCCGGUAGUUGUCACUGCCAAUGAUGCCCACUGGAUAAUAAUAAUCACGUUAAACUAUGUAAUAGAUGAAUCACCAACCGUUGAAAAACGGGUGGAGGUCACGUUGUCGCGUUUAGAGGAAACCAACACUGCCAGGCAAUUUGAUAAGGCAACUAUUUUGGCCAAAGAACUCGCAGCCAUGAAAAGGGCACCAACUUUUCAAUCACUAUCCAAGCAAGUGCGGACUACAGAAUAUGACGUUACUCUACCUAUACCUCCUCCUGUUAUUAAUAAACCCAUGGCCGCUCCGAGAUCUGUCCUUCCUGUCUUUGCUGCCGUCGUGAUUGUACAAAAACAAUCCGAUCCAAUCGUUUCAGCUCCAUCCACUGUCAACGAAGCGACAGCAGCGCCUCUUCCGGCAAAGCGAUUGUCCGAUUUGUCGUCACUUUUACCUUUGCCGAGGAAAACUAUCAAGGAAAAAACACAAAACAAUCAAGAAGAAACGGUGACGAAAGAACAAGUUACCGUCGAUGUCAACCAGAAAACUGAAACGGAGAUGACAACGUUGGUUUUCCAGAAGAAGCCAUUUAUCGGCGUGAUGGAGAAGAACGCCAAAAGAACGCAGAGUUGCAUCGUUGACGAAACAUCUAAAUGUGACAACCUGUGA
Daphnia carinata is the source of this 2703-nucleotide messenger RNA. RefSeq lists its product as uncharacterized. The record is from RefSeq and is a predicted model, not a curated record. Gene Ontology annotation, molecular function: protein binding. Lineage: Eukaryota; Metazoa; Arthropoda; Branchiopoda; Diplostraca; Daphniidae. Bases 133 to 2703 code for a protein of 856 amino acids. The transcript has 6 exons.